CCUCCCGCCGCCGCCGUUCCCAUUCCCAUCACGUCCUCCGCCGGCCCCCGCCGCGCUCGCUCCGCGCUCCGCGAUGGCCAGCACCUUCGCCCGCGCUCUCUCCGCCCGCCGCUCCGCCGGGCUUCUGGCCAUGGUGGGCGCCGGCUCGCUCGCCGCCGGCUUUCUGCUCGCCCGGGACACGGUCAGCGCCGGUGAGCGGCAGCGGCGCCGCUACCCGCCCAGUGCUGAGUACCCCGACCUGCGGAAACACAACAACUGCAUGGCCAGCAACCUGACACCAGCCAUCUACGCGAGGCUCUGCGACAAAGCCACCCCCAACGGCUGGACCUUGGACCAGUGCAUCCAGACCGGCGUGGACAACCCAGGCCACCCAUUCAUCAAGACGGUCGGCAUGGUGGCUGGUGAUGAGGAGACAUACGAGGUGUUUGCAGAGCUGUUUGACCCCGUGAUCCAGGAGCGGCACAACGGGUACAACCCCCGCACCAUGAAGCACGUCACGGACCUGGACGCCUCCAAGAUUAAGUUUGGCCACUUCGAUGAACGCUAUGUGCUCUCGUCCCGGGUCCGGACCGGGCGCAGCAUCCGUGGGCUGAGCCUUCCACCUGCCUGCACCCGCGCCGAGCGAAGGGAGGUGGAGAAGGUGACGGUGGAGGCUCUGAAUGGCCUCACAGGGGACCUGUCAGGCCGCUACUACCGUCUCAGCGAGAUGACAGAGAAGGAGCAGCAGCAGCUCAUUGAUGACCACUUCCUCUUUGACAAGCCGGUGUCUCCGCUCCUGACGGCAGCAGGAAUGGCCCGGGACUGGCCCGACGCCCGAGGCAUCUGGCACAACAACGAGAAGACCUUCCUGAUCUGGAUCAAUGAGGAGGACCACACGCGUGUCAUCUCCAUGGAGAAGGGUGGUAACAUGAAGCGCGUCUUUGAGCGGUUCUGCCGGGGCCUGAAGGAGGUGGAGCGACUAAUCCAAGAGCGAGGCUGGGAGUUCAUGUGGAAUGAGAGGCUAGGCUACAUCCUGACCUGCCCCUCCAACCUGGGCACUGGGCUGCGGGCGGGUGUCCACAUCAAGCUGCCACUGCUCAGCAAGGACAGCCGCUUCCCCAAGAUCCUGGAGAACCUGCGGCUACAGAAGCGUGGGACAGGCGGUGUGGACACAGCGGCCACCGGCAAUGUGUUUGACAUCUCCAACCUGGACCGGCUGGGGAAGUCAGAGGUGGAACUGGUGCAGCUGGUGAUAGACGGCGUGAACUACCUGAUCGACUGUGAGCGGCGGCUGGAAAAGGGUCAGGACAUUCGCAUCCCAUCCCCAGUGCCACAGUUCCGGCACUGAGCCACACCGAGGCAGCACCAGCCCUGCAGAACCCAGCUUCCCCAUAGCUUAUAACAUCACUGUGCCCAGCAUGUCCCUGCACUGUUACGCACAGAGCCAGGCCAGACCCCAUAAACAUGUGCUGCUGUAGCCCUGGCUCUCUC
This is a messenger RNA of Lagopus muta (rock ptarmigan), 1470 nucleotides long. RefSeq names its product creatine kinase, mitochondrial 1A (gene CKMT1A). Bases 74 to 1327 code for a protein of 417 amino acids. Gene Ontology annotation, biological process: phosphocreatine biosynthetic process. The record is from RefSeq and is a predicted model, not a curated record. Gene Ontology annotation, cellular component: mitochondrion. NCBI's taxonomy places the organism in Eukaryota, Metazoa, Chordata, Aves, Galliformes, Phasianidae. The transcript is spliced from 9 exons. Gene Ontology annotation, molecular function: creatine kinase activity.